AUAUUGGGCGAUCGAUCAACACCUCGCGCCCACGACCGAGCAGUCGGCGGCGUGCGCUCACAUUAGGAGCAGCUCCUCGACUUUACACACCCUGUGGACAGCGACAAGGAUAAGAUGAGGGGCCACAUGCUGUUGCUGACCUUAAUGGUCGCAGUUAUCUGCUCCACGGAAGCAGUUCGGCGGCGGCACCGUCGGCUGCGCACGACGACGACGACCGAGCCGGCCAUGCUGGCGGCGGCGCGGCUGUUCCCGCCCGCGCACCGCGCCGACAGCGAGGCCGAGCACAUCGAGCUCGCCAUGGCCGAGAAGCUGGACGAGAAGCGCUUCCAGGAAUCAGAAAAAGCACGCGUAAAUGAAUUAAUGAAUGAAAACUCCGAUGAAGAAAAUGACAACGAAGUCUUCAUGGAUGACCCAUGCCUGAAAGUGCACUGUAGCGCCGGUCGCGUGUGCGAGAUAGACGAGCACGGUGACGCGGUCUGCAACUGCAUCAAGGAGUGCCCCUACGAGACUGAUUCUAGGAGAAAGGUCUGUACCCAAAACAACGAGACCUGGUCAUCGGACUGCGAGGUUUACCGCCAGCGGUGCCUGUGUCUCGACAACUCGGAGCUGUGCCGAGGACCCGAGUACCACCACGUGCAGAUUGAAUACUACGGCGCCUGCCGUGAAAUGCCGGAGUGCACGGAGAGCGAGAUGUCGGACUUCCCGCGGCGCAUGCGCGACUGGCUGUUCAACAUCAUGCGCGACAUGGCCGAGCGCCGCGAGCUCACGCCGCACUUCCUGCGCAUGGAGCGCGAGGCCGAGUCCAAUCUCACGCGCCGCUGGACCAACGCCGCCAUCUGGAAGUGGUGCGACCUCGACACGCACGACAACGACCGGUUCGUGUCCCGGCACGAGCUGUUCCCGAUCCGCGCGCCGCUGAUGGCGCUGGAGCACUGCAUCGCGCCGUUCCUGGACCGCUGCGACGACGACAACGACCACCGCAUCACGCUCGCCGAGUGGGGCAAGUGCUUGCAGCUCGAUGAGUAUGAGCUGGAAGACCGUUGCGACGAGUUGUCGGACGACGCGCUGUGAGGGCCGCUGAUCCUCAACUACAAUACUAGUGUACAAAACCUCGUCAUAAGCUGAAUGCCUCUAGCUUUACUCACUCUAGAAUACACUUAUUGCAUUUACUUUCUUAGUUUAUUAAUUGUAUAAAACUUAAAUAAUGAAAAGCAAUGAACAAACCGAAUAUUUCCUCUGUAAAUUUUUUAAUUAAUUCUUGUUUACUGUCUUCUCAACGAUCACUGAAAUCACUGUGAUUAUGGAAACCAAAAAUUGUAAUUAAACUUAUACAUGUUAUGUUACUUAAGUAUUUUAAUAAAUUUUACUACUUACCAAA
Messenger RNA from Colias croceus (clouded yellow), 1378 nucleotides. It is a transcript of the gene SPARC, whose product is annotated as SPARC. Gene Ontology annotation, biological process: anatomical structure development. Lineage: Eukaryota; Metazoa; Arthropoda; Insecta; Lepidoptera; Pieridae. The transcript is spliced from 9 exons. Gene Ontology annotation, molecular function: extracellular matrix binding; calcium ion binding; collagen binding. Bases 115 to 1071 code for a protein of 318 amino acids. The record is from RefSeq and is a predicted model, not a curated record.